This is a messenger RNA of Megalopta genalis, 1163 nucleotides long. RefSeq names its product chemosensory protein 2 (gene CSP2). Lineage: Eukaryota; Metazoa; Arthropoda; Insecta; Hymenoptera; Halictidae. The record is from RefSeq and is a predicted model, not a curated record.
GGACGUACCUCGCGGGCCAGUGCGUUCCGAGAUUUCGAGGUGAGAGGACAUCGAGCAGUCUUUAUCCGAGAACCCCUUGGCCACCGUUUUACCACCGUUCGCCAACGUUCGCCAUCGUUUUUUUUUUUUUACCAAAAGUUCGCGCGCUCGAUCCAUCGAGAGACGGUGUGGGCUUCGUCGUUCGAAUCUCGUCCUUCUUCUAUUUUUUGUCUCUCUCUCGCCGAGGCCCUCGACUCGCUCGUUGGAAGCAGCGUAUCGUCGCGCGUUUGAUCGCGAUUCGUCGCUCGAGGCACCCCGGGAUUCGUCGCCUGAACGCCGCGCACCAAGAGCCCUCGGCAUGGCUUCGACGAUCAAGCUGCUGUUUGUCGCUUGCACUCUCCUCCUCGUCUGCAUGGCGACGGCAGAUUCGGACGAAGGGCAGACCGGAAGAUCGCGGGUCUCCGACGAGCAGCUCAACAUGGCACUCAGCGACCAGCGGUAUCUCAGGAGACAGCUGAAAUGCGCCCUGGGAGAGGCGCCCUGCGACCCCGUCGGCAGACGGCUGAAAAGCUUGGCGCCGUUGGUCCUGAGAGGCGCCUGCCCGCAGUGUAGCCCCGAGGAGACGCGACAGAUCAAGAAGGUGCUGUCGCACAUCCAGCGGACCUACCCGAAGGAAUGGUCCAAGAUAGUGCAACAGUACGUCGGAGUCUCCUAACGCAGCCGCUGCUGCCUGACGAGGACCGAGGGGGAGGGCGACGGAUGGAUAUCCUUCUUAUCCGGCAUCGACGAUAUAGCCUAAUUGUUACGAGCGUACCAAAGCUUUCCCGGUGUUUUACCAUAGCCGGUGGAACCCCCGGCUAUGACACCCGUUGGCGGAUUCCCGGCUGAAUUCAAUUCAAUGCUCCCUUGUGUAUUCGAUAGGGUCUCGAUUAUCUUCUAGUUCGAUCGGCGGACGCGUUGGUUCCGAUUGAACCGCGGUGACGCGAUUCCGCCGAUUCGAAGAAGAGUCGAGCCGAAUUCUCGCGUGCUCUCUAAUCCGUGGGUGAAUCCGCCAUCGGCGACACCGACGCCGGACGCUCGAGCUCGGUGUUCUGUUAACCGUAAACAUAGUAUUUCACACACGUUGCUUCGCAGACCACAAUGAUGUUAUAUUUACAAUAAAGUAUGUUUUCCUAUAGACAGAA